Molecule: messenger RNA, 312 nt
Organism: Prorocentrum cordatum
Lineage: Eukaryota; Dinophyceae; Prorocentrales; Prorocentraceae
Source: the annotation of a GenBank genome assembly
GAAGUUUAACAAACCUGAGCCUGUACCUACAGCCGUUGCGGUUUCACGUCCAGCCAGCUCACAGGAGAUGGUUUCAUGUACAGUACCAAGCAGCGGACUGAAGCUACCACCGAGUAUUGCUGCGCAAAAGUUAGACGACCUCAUUGCCAUGCACAGCUACAACCCACCGGACGUCAAGAAGAAGCUGGAGGCCAUGCCGGUCUACGCUUUGCAGGGCAUGCUGCGUGAAAUGGCGUUGCCAGUUUCAGGAAUCAAAGCGGAUUUGGUGAAGCGGAUUCUUGAGAAUUUCAAGGUGGACUAAGAGGUUGUUCA